UCUUCGCUAAAACCCUAGGACCUAGAAACUUCCAUCCCAAUCGAGAAAGAAAUAGAGCUCAAAAGUUCUGUCUCAACGCAGCAAAACCCUUAAUUUGCAUCCAACGCAAGCAGUAACUAGAUCUUAGCAAUGGCGAAGCGCCUUCUCCCAACCCUAAACCGCGUCCUGGUCGAGAAGAUCGUCCCUCCUGCCAAAACCAACGCCGGCAUCCUCCUCCCUGAGAAAGUAUCCAAGCUGAACUCUGGGAAAGUGGUGGCUGUGGGUCCUGGAGGAAGGGACAGAGAGGGGAAUGCUAUUCCUGUUGCUGUUAAGGAAGGCGACACUGUGCUUUUGCCCGAGUAUGGUGGCACUGAAGUGAAGCUUGGUGAAAAAGAGUAUCUGUUGUUUAGGGACGAGGACAUCUUGGGCACUCUGCAUGAUUAAAAUACUGAAUCAGCCAUUGAUUGGUACGGUCUACUGGGUUUUGUUCUAGAGGGUUAUGGUUGGGGUUUUUAGGUUUUACUCAAGGACGAGGAUGUUAUAGUUAAUGAUUACGAUAAUCCUUGCUUUACCCCUAAUGCUAAUGUUUAUUUGGAAUCAGAUAAAUGUUGGACAUAUUUUCUCUCUAAUUUUUGCUUUAUUGUCAUUCUUUACUUUUAUUAAGUAUGGAAUUACAGUUUGAAAAUGUUUUUCUGCUUA
Messenger RNA from Tripterygium wilfordii, 678 nucleotides. RefSeq names its product 10 kDa chaperonin-like. Gene Ontology annotation, cellular component: mitochondrial matrix. The transcript is spliced from 3 exons. The record is from RefSeq and is a predicted model, not a curated record. Lineage: Eukaryota; Viridiplantae; Streptophyta; Magnoliopsida; Celastrales; Celastraceae. Bases 130 to 423 code for a protein of 97 amino acids. Gene Ontology annotation, molecular function: ATP binding; protein folding chaperone; protein-folding chaperone binding.